AUGAGAAUCCAUGCGCAAAGGGGGAAUCGUGGGGAGGAGGUGGGGAAUCGGACCAGCACGAAACCCGUCCAAGAAGCAUACGACGCAAACGAUGAGACCAAGGUCAGGGCGGAUCCAUACACAGACCUACCCAUACACAGGAAAGGGGACAGACACAUCAACAAUGGCGACGGCUACCUCAAUUCUGCAAAGGCACCAAGCUCUCCCUCUGGCAGUGUGCCCUGCUCACGGGCGUCCCUUUCGCAGCGAGAAGCGCGCAACAACGCUCCCGCUGCAUGUCGGGUAUGCCAUCUUGCGGAAGGCCACGGCGAGCUUGUCGCCGUUGCAGAUGCAAUUCCAUCGCAAGCUACGCUACGGUGUAUACAUGAAAAUUGUAUUAAUAUGACAUCUCCCGGACUCAUCAUGCCCUUCCACCAACAAAUGUCUAUGAAAGCCUACGCCAAAAAGACAAGGCCGCGCCAUCCCGUCCGUCCACUUCCCCCCGACGGCGCCGUAGCUAUGGAUCGGAGACCCGGAUGCAAAAAAUGUCCUAAUCUAGUAUCACAGUGCGACGCUCUGACAUAUCCCAAAUUACAACCUCCGCAUAAUACACUUGCAUACAGAACCGCAUCUAAGGCCUCUAUUAGACAUGCAAAACGCAAACGAUCGCUCGCCAUCUUCGUGCCGACGUCCUUGCUGACACCGCACGCCGUCCACCCGACCCAACUGCGGCAGGCGGUUGAGUGUCUGCGGUAUAUCCUGCACAAUAAAACAGAUGCGGAUACGGAUGCAGAUGAAGAUACGACCCCCUCGGGAUCCGCGCUAUGUGUUUCCUUGGCGGCGUCUUGUCGCAUCUCUCCCAUCCACAUGCGGCGAUUUAGCUGUGGCGAUUGGGGGAUGGAUUUGGGUGGGGCGGUUAUGAUGUCGCCGUGGACGACUUUGUUAGGGGAAUGGGAGCGUGUUAAAGGCAUGCAGUGGAGAGGUGAUUAUAUUACGGCGCCUGUGGCGGGAAUGUUGAGGGGGAGGGUGCUGACAGGGAUGGAGGGGGGAGAGACUUUUUGGAGCAGGGAGUUAGGGGUUUUGUGGGAGGGUGAAAGGUGA
Molecule: messenger RNA, 1080 nt
Organism: Paracoccidioides brasiliensis Pb18
Exons: 4
Coding region: 1-1080 (359 amino acids)
Source: RefSeq, a predicted model, not a curated record